This is a messenger RNA of Hipposideros armiger (great roundleaf bat), 2346 nucleotides long. RefSeq names its product chondroitin sulfate proteoglycan 5 (gene CSPG5). The record is from RefSeq and is a predicted model, not a curated record. Lineage: Eukaryota; Metazoa; Chordata; Mammalia; Chiroptera; Hipposideridae. The transcript is spliced from 5 exons. Gene Ontology annotation, biological process: cell projection morphogenesis. Gene Ontology annotation, cellular component: synapse. The coding region runs from base 608 to 1996 and encodes 462 amino acids.
UUGUGGCUGAGAGUAGAUAGUUGGCCAUUCAUUUAUACAUUCUACAGGCUUUAGGAUGCCUCCCUUUGUGCCUGCUCUGCACUGGAGUGCCUUGGUCCAGUGAUAUCAGGGCCUAAGUGUCUUAACUGCUUGGGGCAGGCUGAGAAACUUCCGGGAGGGGAAGGUGCUAGGAACUGAACUUUCUGGGUUGAGUUUGCCAGGCAGAUCUGGAGGAGAUUCCAGGCAAAGCAAACAGACUGCAGCAGUAAUUCCAGAGAAACAAGCUUGAACCAAGGCAACCCCAUCCAGAGACGGCUACUAGAGAGAUUAGGAGAUUGAAUGUCCAUUUUAGUCACCUAAGUGGUUCCCUAGGGACAGCGAUGGGAGUGUCUUAAGAGUUGCCACAUCUCGGACUGUGACCCCGAAUGUCAUCAUUUGGCUCAUCGGGAGGCUGACGGUCGAUUUGGUGUAUAAACUAGCGCGUGAGGCGGGCAGCGCCGUCGAGACCAACGAGCGUGUGAAGAGCGCCCCGGCGUGGCAACCGCAUGCCAACAUCACGCGGGAAAAGGUCAGCCCAUCGGCAGCUGGGGAAGAUGAGACGUGGACCGCGCCUGAAGGCGAGCAGGCCAUGGUGGGCCCUGGAGUCGGGCCAGAGGAUGUGCUGGAGGCGUCAGCAGCAGUGACAGGCACUGUCUGGCUGGAUGCUGACAGUCCAGGCCUGGGCGGAGUGACUGCAGAGAUGGGCAGCGGAGACACCCAGGCCCUGCCAGCCACGCUUCCGGCUUCAGAUGAGGCUCUGGGUCAGUCUUCGAUGCCUCCCACCAUCCCUGAGGCUACAGAGACCAUCGGACCACCUUCCCCUACCCCUGGUCACAAGCUGAUCCCAGGCCCGGAAAUCCCCAAGGAGAACCCCUUGGAGGCUUGGCUGAACCUGGGAAGCAGCACACCUGACCCUCAUGGGCCAGAGCCCACGUACCCCUUUCAGGGCACACUGGAGCCCCAACCAGCAUCAGAUAUAAUUGAUAUCGAGUACUUCGAAGGACUGGAUGGUGAGGGCCGUGGCGCAGACCUGGAGAGCUUCCCGGAGUCGCCAGGAACCUCAGAGCACCACCCAGAUAACGAAGAGGAGACCCCUUCCUGGAGCCUGCUUGACUUAUACGAUGACUUCACCCCCUUUGACGAAUCUGAUUUCUACCCCACCACAUCGUUCUAUGAUGACUUAGAGGAAGAGGAGGAGGAAGAGGAGGAGGACAAGGAUGCAGUGGGAGGUGGAGUCCUAGAAGAUGAAAAUGACUUUCUGGUGCCCAGUGAGAAGCCUGGUCUGGGGGCUGGGGCAGGCCAGCCCACCAGUCGGUGGCAUGUUGUCCCUCCACAGCAUACUCUGGGGAUAGUCCCUGGCAGCAGCAUCGCCCUCCGGCCGGGCCCUGGAGAGCCAGGCAGGGACCUGGCCCCAAGCGUGAAUGGCACUGAGUGCCGCAACGGGUUUGUGCGGCAUAAUGGCUCCUGCCGGUCAGUGUGUGACCUCUUCCCAAGUUACUGUCACAAUGGCGGCCAGUGCUACCUGGUGGAGAACAUAGGGGCCUUCUGCAGGUGCAACACGCAGGACUACAUCUGGCACAAGGGGACGCGCUGCGAGUCCAUCAUCACCGACUUCCAGGUGAUGUGCGUGGCCGUGGGCUCGGCCGCCCUCGUCCUGCUCCUGCUCUUCAUGAUGACGGUGUUCUUCGCCAAGAAGCUCUAUCUGCUCAAGACGGAGAACACCAAGCUGCGUAGGACCAACAAAUUCCGGACCCCAUCUGAGCUCCACAACGAUAACUUCUCACUCUCCACCAUUGCCGAGGGCUCUCACCCAAAUGAUGAUCCUAGCGCUCCCCACAAAAUCCAGGAAGUCCUCAAGUCCUGCCUGAAAGAGGAGGAGUCAUUUAACAUCCAGAACUCCAUGUCGCCCAAACUUGAGGGUGGCAAAGGUGACCCGGCUGAUUUGGAGGUGAACUGUCUUCAGAAUAACUUAACCUGAAGCAGAGCAAGCAGAGAGGAAGAAGUGGGGCGGGGGUGGGGAAAGAACCAUUACUCCUCUUGUACAGCGCCUAUUUCUUGUAACCAUUUGUUAAACUCUUCCUUUUCUGAUCUCAUGGCAUGCUUCAAUGUAUUUUGUACAGGAGGGAAAAAACACAAAAUAAGCGAAGAACUUGAACAGAAUUGCAUUCAUUGGAUUGUUGGUCUGUGCUGUCUGUACAUUGCUUCUGCUGCUGUGAUUUCUAAACCUAUGCUGUUAUUCAACUGACUUUUUUUUUGUACUUUGAUCCACCUUUUUUGGAAAUACCAGUAAAAAACAAAGUUCUUGAAAUAAAACUUUUUAAAAAGUAA